AGAUUCGCUGACAAGAUGAGUGACGAAAUGCCUUAUGAAAUCAGCGUAAAGAUUUACGCGCUGAUCCCAAGAGAGUUCUUAUGGACUGACGGGUCUUCUGUUCAGUGUGGACUCUGUCGCCAAAACAACGCAUCUGUCACGCUUCCUCAUGCGCCCGGAGCCAUAAGGCACUUCAAACGACGCCACCGAAAGACAUAUAAUUCCUUCUCUAAAGAAGUUCGGUAUCAAGACUACCGGGCUCAAGGCGAAGCUGGACAAGAUCCCAAUUUCGAAUACAAUCGGUAUCCAGUCCAAAACCAACAUAUGAUGGCUCAAGGCCCAGGUGUCUACCCAAUGUUGGCUGCUGCCGCUCCUCAGGAGCAAAAUCAUCUUCUUGGUGAUCGCAUCUACGCUGGUGUCUCCCAAAACUGCAUGGGAUAUCCACAAAAUCCGCAAGAAGGGCCACGUGGACCACCACAGCCCUGGAACAUCGAUAUUUCAUCUUUCGUUGUUUUCAUUGUCAUUUUGUUUUUUUCAUCUAUAUGAAUAACAAAAAAUGCAGAAU
Caenorhabditis elegans is the source of this 544-nucleotide messenger RNA. It is a transcript of the gene F37D6.3, whose product is annotated as BED-type domain-containing protein. Gene Ontology annotation, molecular function: RNA binding. Bases 16 to 525 code for a protein of 169 amino acids. The record is from RefSeq and is marked reviewed. The transcript is spliced from 3 exons. NCBI's taxonomy places the organism in Eukaryota, Metazoa, Nematoda, Chromadorea, Rhabditida, Rhabditidae.